This is a messenger RNA of Orussus abietinus, 2136 nucleotides long. It is a transcript of the gene Bap60, whose product is annotated as brahma-associated protein of 60 kDa. The transcript is spliced from 7 exons. The record is from RefSeq and is a predicted model, not a curated record. Bases 232 to 1743 code for a protein of 503 amino acids. Gene Ontology annotation, cellular component: SWI/SNF complex; nucleus. Gene Ontology annotation, biological process: regulation of transcription by RNA polymerase II. Lineage: Eukaryota; Metazoa; Arthropoda; Insecta; Hymenoptera; Orussidae.
CUCCAUUAAGCUGAAGGCGCUAUCAAGUGGCUUCGAAUUAGCACCGACUUGAAAUCGCCGGGCAAGUGUUUCCCUCGAGAUUUCGGAGCGGCUCCGAUUUUUACUUUGCACGAUUUCGAACGCUGCGCCGCCGAUUUCGAAUCAGUUGUUCAGUAAACAAUGUAGUGAAACUCGCGGGAUUUUUUCGUUGACGAGAGUGUAUGAAAACGGAGUGAUUCAGGGUCUGCAAAAAUGGCACAGCGGUUUCCUGUGCCUAAUGCAGGAAGCAAUGGCCCUCCACCGCAGCGUUAUCCACCACCAUCCGUUCCACCCAACCUGAGACAAUAUUCUGGACCAAACUUUCCGCUUUUGUAUCAGAUACAGCAGAGGUCAGGAUUUACACCACCUCCGCAAAUGGGCACUGGUGGUCCAGGGCCUGGAGGAAUGAUGAGACCGAGUCAGCCAUACUCGAACCUACGACAGGGCCCAAUGCCGACUCCACCUGGUGGAAAAAGGAGCGCGGAUCAGCGCAUACCAAUGUCGCAACAAAAGCCGUAUUUUUGGAACAGUGAUUUUUCACAUUCCACAUCGAAGAAGAAGAAGAAGCUGGCUGAUAAAAUAUUGCCACAGAAAGUUCGCGAUCUAGUACCAGAAUCGCAAGCGUACAUGGACCUGCUGGCAUUUGAGCGAAAGCUAGACGCAACGAUAAUGCGGAAGCGCCUCGAUAUUCAGGAAGCUUUAAAGCGUCCCAUGAAACAGAAACGGAAAUUGAGAAUAUUUAUCUCGAAUACGUUUUACCCAGCUAAGGAGGCUGGCGAAGGGGAAGAAGGGUCCGUUGCCUCUUGGGAACUUAGGGUUGAGGGAAGACUCUUGGAUGACACCAAGAACGAUCCAAACAAGGUCAAGAGGAAAUUCUCCUCGUUUUUCAAAAGUCUAGUCAUAGAACUGGACAAGGAUCUAUAUGGGCCUGACAAUCACUUGGUGGAGUGGCAUCGCACUUUGACAACGCAAGAGACUGAUGGGUUUCAAGUUAAGAGACCUGGUGAUAAAAACGUUCGGUGCACCAUUCUGCUGCUUCUUGAUUAUCAACCACUGCAGUUUAAGCUAGAUCCCAGACUGGCUCGGUUGCUCGGAGUUCACACACAAACCAGACCGGUCAUAAUAUCAGCACUAUGGCAGUUCAUAAAGACGCAUAAGCUGCAAGACAGCCACGAGAGAGAGUUCAUUAACUGUGACAAAUAUUUGGAACAAAUAUUCGCAUGUCCAAGGAUGAAGUUCGCAGAGAUUCCGCAGAGGUUGAAUCCACUUCUUCAUCCUCCAGACCCUAUCGUCAUCAACCAUGUCAUCAGCGUAGAAGGCACAGAAACGAAGCAGACUGCUUGCUACGACAUAGACGUGGAGGUUGACGACACGCUGAAGACUCAGAUGAACAAUUUCCUGCUGUCGACUGCGAGCCAACAAGAAAUCCAGAGUCUGGACAACAAGAUCCACGAGACCGUCGAAACGAUCAACCAGUUGAAGACCAAUCGCGAGUUCUUCCUGAGUUUUGCCAAGGACCCGCAGCAGUUCAUCAACAAGUGGAUCAUAUCGCAGACAAGAGACCUGAAGACUAUGACCGAUGUGGUUGGGAAUCCUGAGGAAGAGCGCAGGGCUGAGUUCUAUUACCAACCCUGGGCUCAGGAAGCAGUGUGUCGAUAUUUCUACACGAAGGUCCAGCAAAAGAGAGCGGAACUUGAGCAAGCCCUUGGGAUUCGUAAUUCCUAAGCUCUGGAGGAAUUCCCUAUGGAACUCAUCACGGUCAGUGGUGAGAUUUGGGAGCUUCUCUAAUCGAAUCUCCCUUGUUUCGACGAUGUACUUUUAUAUCUUUAUCGAAUGGUAACUCUCGUGUGUAACAGAUCGAUACUCCUGGCUCGAAACGACUUGUAUAGUAUAUCGCAAUUAAGAGCACGUAAAAAAAAUCGUGACGAACCUUUAAUUCCAUCCUGUCAACCUCCACGGAGUGGUGAAGUUGCAAAAGGCGACGAUUAUUUAUUUACACGGUUAAUUAAUUUCAUUGUCACCAUUACCGAUGUACUGGGCAGAUCGAAGUCUUUCUUGGACGUGAUAUUGCCUGAAGCCCCUAUCUCUUAGUGCAGGAAAUAAAGUGUUCCAACGUAA